Polyodon spathula (Mississippi paddlefish) is the source of this 4810-nucleotide messenger RNA. RefSeq names its product gem (nuclear organelle) associated protein 5 (gene gemin5). NCBI's taxonomy places the organism in Eukaryota, Metazoa, Chordata, Actinopteri, Acipenseriformes, Polyodontidae. The record is from RefSeq and is a predicted model, not a curated record. The transcript has 28 exons. Bases 101 to 4627 code for a protein of 1508 amino acids. Gene Ontology annotation, molecular function: protein binding.
CUGUCUGUGUUUGCAGGGGCGGCGUGAGAUUUCUCUGAAGCCCGGACGGUACCAUGACUGUGGCAUCGCUGAGGUGUUUGUAAAAACUAUCUGGGCUAUAAUGUCGGAGAGACUUCUCCCAGCCUCGCCAAACUGGUACUGCUCCCGGUCCAGCGACACCAGUCCUAAAGGAGUUUUUGGGUUUGGAGCAAAAAGUUCGGUUUACUUGGUGAAGAUCACUGCAGCGUGUCCCGUCAUAGCCGGUGAGCUUAAAGGCCACAGAGAACGCGUCUCUGGUUUUGCGUUCUGCCGCUAUCCCGGUCAAGAGGAGAUCUGUGCAAGCAGCUCUGAUGAUGGGUGUGUGAAAAUCUGGGACUCUCAGAAACAAGCCACAUUGAAAGAACACAAAGCACACCAGAGCACCAUCACAUCCCUGCACUGGUCCCCGGUUGUGAAAGACUUGCUGGUGUCCGGUGAUGAGAAGGGCAUCGUUGUGUGUUUCUGGCACAACAGGAAUGAUACCCAGAGCUUCUUCCCCGAACCGCGAACCAUCUUCUGCUUAUCCUGCUCUCCUCACAAUGAGAACUACAUUGCAGUGGGGUACAAAGAUGGGAUGAUUGUUGUGAUUGAUAUCAGCAAAAAAAGUGAGGUGCUUCACAGACUGAGAGGCCACGAUGAUGAAAUCCACGCCCUGGCCUGGUGCCCUCAGCCAGGCGAGGAAGAGCUGCUCCCUCGAGCAGAGGAAACGGCAGAAGCUGAAGUGGUGAAUGGAAGGCAGGUGCCAGAUGGGGAGAGAGGCUGCUACCUGGCAUCGGGCAGUAAGGACCAGACUGUGCGGGUGUGGAGCACAGCGAGGGGGAAAGGUGUGAUGACUCUGAAGUUACCGUUCCUCAAGAGGAGGGGGCUGGGGGUGGACCCCACUGUGAAGGAGAGGCUGUGGCUGACGGUGCACUGGCCUCACACCCGGCCAACAGAAAUCAUAUCCAGCUGCUUUGGAGGAGAGCUGGUGGUGUGGGAUCUCACCAGAUCUGGCAAACAGAAAUGGGCUCUGCUGGGCUCCUCGUCGGAGGGACAGAAUCACACUCGCAUCGUCUUCAACAUGAGCUCCGUGUGCAUGGGGGAGAGCAGGGAGCUCCUCAUCAGCACCUCCAUGGACAGAGAUGUGAAGUGCUGGGACCUGGAAACCCUGGACUGCUGUUGGACCCUGCCCUCCCUGGGUGGGUUUGUGUACAGUCUGACCUUCUCCCCUGUAGAUACCGGCUGUCUGGCCCUUGGGGUCGGGGACAACAUGAUCCGGGUUUGGAGCACUCUGUCCAUCCAGAACCGAUACGACACCAAGACGUUCUGGCAAGGGAUCAAGUCCAAAGUGACCGCUUUAUCCUGGCACCCGCUGAAAGAAGGUCAUUUGGCAUUUGGAACUGAUGACGGCAAAGUUGGCAUUUAUGACUCGUACUCUAAUAAGCCUCCUCAGAUAUCCAGCUCCUAUCACAGAAAGACCGUGUAUACUCUGGCCUGGGGUCCUCCAGUACCCCCCCUUUCCUUUGGAGGGGAGGGGGACAGACCCACUGUGACGCUGUACAGCUGUGCUGGGGAGGGAGUGAUCCUGCAGCAUAACCCCUGGAAGCUGGCUGGAGAAGCCAACGACAUCGAUAAGAUCAUCCGGGACACCAACGGCAUCAAGCACAAGUUGUCACCUCACACAGAUCUCAGCUGGAAACCAGAUGGCAAAAUCCUAGCGAUUGGGAAUGAGGACGGAUCAAUAGAAAUCCUUCAGGCUCCAGCUCUGAGGCUGCUGUGCUCCAUCCAGCAGCAUCACAAGAUCAUCAAUGUGCUUCGCUGGCACCAUGAGCACGGCAGCCAGCCCGAUGCCAGUCACCUGCUAGCUUCCGGGUCCAACAAUGCCACUGUGUACGUGCACAACCUGAAGAGUGCCAUCGAGACCCCAUCAGACACUCCUGUUCUGGUGACGGAACCCUACCGGAGUCUUGUGGGACACACGGCGAAGAUAACCAGCCUGGCGUGGAGCCCUCAUCACGAUGGCAGACUGGUCUCGGUGUGCUACGAUGGCACCGCGCAGGUGUGGGACGUCCUGAAGGAAGAAGCGAUCUGUAACUACAGAGGCCACAAGGGGAGGCUGCUGUGCGUGCAGUGGUCUCCUGUCGACCCUGACCUAGUCUGGACUGGAGGGGACGACUUCACUGUCCAGGAAUGGGCUGUCUCCAAGCAGGAACACACAAAGCCUCCGAAGGGAAAGAAAAGCAUAGAGCUGGAGAAGAAGAGGGGUCUUCAGCCAAAGCCAAAGGCUAAGAAGAAGAAGAAGCCAGCUGACAAGGGGCCCGGCAAGCAGGACGUGGCUGGAGAUGAGGGAGGCAGAGGGGCUGAGGAGGGGGCUUCAGAGCAGGAGCAGGAGCAGGAGGACGUACCAGUCAAGACUGAACACACCCUGAACACAGCAGCUGUGUCUAAAGAGCCCAGAUGUCGGCAGACAGAUGCAGUAGUUUCAGAAAAAAACAGGAAUGGUGGAAAGGGCUUUUCUUUUGUGGCAAGGGAAUCUCUAAAGGAUGAGAAACAGAGAGAAAAGCAAGCUGAAGCUCCAGUGAAGAAGAAGAAGCCUCGCUCGAUCCUGCCUCUCAGCACCUCCAUGGAUCACAGGUCUAGGGAAGAUCAGCAUAGAGACUGCUUGACUCUAGCGGCUGUUCGACAUUCCCAAGUACUGCCCAGUGACUGUGUGCCUGGAUCAGGGGCGCACAUACAGCUAGGCCUGUUCGGAGACAGAGCUGCGCUCUACACAAUGUUUGAGGAGGAAGGAAGGAGCCACAUAGAAGGCGGUCAUUACGAGUCUUUGAACUCCCUGCUGCUGUGGAAAGGAGAUCUUGCAGGCGCUCUGCAGAUAGCGAUUGAGAGGGGAGAGUUAACAGAGCACUUGGUAGCUGUAUCGCCAAUGGCCGGCUAUCAGGUGUGGGUACGGGCAGUGGAAGCCUUUGUGAAGCAGCUGUGUUUUCAAGAGCAGUACGUCAAGGCAGCCUCCUACCUCCUCUCUGUCCACAAGGUCUACGAGGCCAUUGAUCUUCUGAAAUCCCAGCAGCUCUACAGGGAAGCCAUAGCAUUGGCCAAGGCUAGACUGCUUCCUGAAGACCCUGUGAUAAAGAACCUCUACACCACAUGGGCAGCUAUAUUGGAAAGGGACGGGCACUACUCCAACGCAGCCAAGUGUUAUCUAGCUGCUGACUCCACCUAUGAUGCUGCCAAGGUAAUCUCCAAGAAGGGGGAUGUGAUGUCACUGAAGACGGCUGCAGAACUGGCCCUGAUCGCCGGAGAGAAUGCCCUGUCUAACUCACUAGCCUUGAGAUGCGCCAGAGAGCUACUGACUGCUCAGGACUGGGUGGGAGCCCGGGAGGUUCUCCAGGCACAAGAGAGCUUGCUGGGUCACCAGCUUGUGUUCUGCACCAAUGAAUUGCUGCACCAGUGCCUUGCUGGAGCCAGGCUGAUCGAUUGGAGCAGUGCCUCCUCUCAUGGCUGGACUGUGGGCUCGGGGGUCCCCUUCGUGGAUGCAGUGGCUGUGGUGUGGGAGAGGGAGUUUGGUGUCUCCAGCGCUGAUGUGGAUAAAGUGAGGCUGCUGCAUCAGCAAGUGAAAUCUGUAGAGAAUCCUGCAGCUACUGCAAACAUACCCAUUAAACAGCUCUUGCUCCAUUUGUCCCAUGACUUGACGCUGGCAGUGCUGAGCUCUGUGGCAGUGGCUCGGGCUGAGACAGUGACAGCGAUGCUGGGGGCCCUCGCCCGCUGCAGAGAUGCCACGCAUUUCACCCUGAUGAGAGAGCUCUGCAGGCUGCUGCUGCCGAAAGGUAUGCAAUCCGUCUCCAGCCUCAAAGCACAGCUAGACCCCACUGACACCCACAGCAUUGCGGUGGUUCAAAGCCUAGAGGCCUUUGUGUGCUACUUCCAGUUGUACGAAAUGUGGUGGAGUCAAAGUAAUGAGCGUUCUUCUGAAACGCAGACUGAGAAAGCAGCUCUCCCUCAGCCCAGUGUUGCAGGACUUCAACACGAUGCGCAGAAUCCCUCAGAGCCUGCUGCUGUCAAUGGGACCGAACCUCAGAACAAAGCAGAUGAGGAGCAGGGUGCGAUUCCCACAGAGGAAGGUUCAGAUACCGUGGAGAAGGAGCCGUGCCACUCGCAAGAGGCAGUGCUGACGUCCACCUGCGCGGUCCUCAUUUCAGAGACUCACGCGGCUCUGCAGACCACGCGGAGCGUCAUUGAGGAGAUACAGCUCAGGCUGUCCAGCAUGAUGCACCAGCAUCUCCGGGCAGCAGCAACAUCUGAAGAGCAGCAGAUUCACUCCCAGACUCUACCAGAGUCUGAGAGUGAACAUGAAGCAACAGCAGCCAGUCAGCCUGGAGCAAGUACCGCAGAAUCAACGUCUUUGACUUCCUUAAUUGCUUUGGUUUCUGAGCAUAACAAACAGCUGGCUGAAAUUCCAGAACACAUCAAGAUGUACCCGUUCCCUGAUGUUAUCGAAUGCUGCCUCGUCAUCCUCCACAUGGGAAGGGACUCUGCGCUUCCCGAGGACCUUCAGCAGCAGUGCUUAGCUCUGCUUCACAAAUACGGAACCACAGCCUCUGUGAUAAAAGCCUGUCACAAAUUCUGUGGGUGAAAGCAUUUCAUAUGUGGGGGCUGCUUUGCACUGUUCACACUGACGAGACCCUUGGGAAGUGUCAUGUUGUUUUUGAUUCUAGGUUAUUUAGUUCAUUAUACAAUUAACAGUAACAUAAUGGGGACUGCCCCACACAGCACACUCUUUUUGUAUCUUGUAAAGAAUAAAAAGCACUUGAAUAAA